Eutrema salsugineum is the source of this 1078-nucleotide messenger RNA. RefSeq lists its product as uncharacterized. NCBI's taxonomy places the organism in Eukaryota, Viridiplantae, Streptophyta, Magnoliopsida, Brassicales, Brassicaceae. The record is from RefSeq and is a predicted model, not a curated record.
AUCAUAUAGAAUACAAGACGACAAAAAGAAUAAUAAGAUGGUGGAGUUUCGAGGGAGAUUCAAUAGAAUUGAGUCGGCUUUUAACGUAGCGGCGGCGCGUGCACGACCACCGUGUGAUAACAGCAGCGGGAGCGAUCAUUCGCCGGAGGACACGGCGGAUCUUUCGGAUUUGGUCGCAUCUUUUAUUGAACAAGAGGGACAAGUAAUAUUACCGGUGAAGAAUGAUGAUCAGGAGGAAGAAAUGGAUUCUUCGGACAACGGGUACGAUGAUGUGAAGGAGAGGUUACAGAAGCUUCUAGAAGGUUUAUCCGGCGGCGAAGAGCGGUUGAGAAUAUUGGCUGCGGCGCAAGUCGUUGGAAAGUUCGUCGGAGAUAUACUUCAAGAUUGUGCUCCUAAGCGUCGAUAGAUGGCUUUUCUACGUAACAAGGGCUUUGAUGCAGGUCUUUGCAAGUCACGGUGGGAGAGAUUCGGCAAGAACACCGCCGGAAAAUACGAGUACGUCGACGUUAUAUGCGACGGAGGAGACCGUAAUCGUUACAUCGUCGAGACAAACCUGGCCGGAGAGUUUGAGAUAGCCCGACCAACGAAAAGGUACAUCUCGAUACUAAGCCAAGUGCCACGUGUCUUCGUGGGAACUCCGGAGGAGCUAAAACAUCUCGUGAGGAUCAUGUGCCACGAGAUGAGACAGUCGAUGAAGCACGUGGGGAUACACGUGCCACCGUGGAGGAGAAACGGUUACAUGCAAGCUAAGUGGUUUGGUUCCUAUAAACGAACUUGGACGAUUAAUCACGAAAUGGUUAACAAUACUAGUAGUAGCGUGGAUACGACGCCGUUUAAAGGUUGCAAGGAAGAGUUUUGGGAAGCAAAAGGUCUUAAGGUUAUGGUUAGUCAGCUUACGGUUGCUUUUAACGCCAGUGGAGUUGACGUGUAAUGUAGAUUAUAGAAUAAAAUAAGUAUGAAACUUUUUGAAUAUUAGUUAUCCUCCUUAACUGUUCUAGUAUUGUAUUUUUUUCUUUCUCUCGGGUCCUGCCUUUUUCUUUUGUAAAGGUAGACCCAUAUAAGUUGUAAGUAUAAAAAA